GACCAGCCCUAGCCCAGUGGCCCUCCGCCUACUUUCCUGUCUAAGAUGGCGUCCCCCAUGGCAGCUCAGGCCGGGAAACUUCUGCGGGCGGCGUGGGCGCUCCGACCGUGCCUCCCCUUGGGCCAGUCCCAGGGUAUUCAGUUGACCUCCAGAAGAUGGCUGAACUUACAGGAAUACCAGAGUAAAAAGUUGAUGUCUGACAAUGGAGUAAAGGUGCAGAGAUUCUUCGUGGCUGACACAGCCAGUGAAGCUCUUGAGGCUGCUAAGAGACUGAAUGCAAAAGAAAUUGUUUUAAAGGCACAGAUAUUAGCUGGAGGGAGAGGAAAAGGCACUUUCAAUAAUGGAUUGAAAGGAGGAGUUCAUUUAACCAAAGAUCCUAAAGUUGUGGGACAGCUGGCUCAACAAAUGAUUGGUUAUAAUCUGGCAACAAAGCAAACGCCAAAGGAUGGUGUGAAAGUCAACAAGGUGAUGGUUGCUGAAGCCUUGAAUAUUUCCAGAGAAACCUACUUGGCUGUUUUGAUGGACAGAUCUUGUAACGGUCCAGUGCUGGUUGGCAGCCCUCAAGGAGGGGUUGACAUUGAAGAGGUGGCAGCCACUACUCCGGAACUAAUUUUUAAGGAGGAAAUUGAUAUAUUUGAAGGACUAAAGGAAAGCCAAGCACAGAGGAUGGCGGAAAAUUUAGGCUUCCAUGGUGCCCUGAAAACUCAGGCUGCAGAUCAAAUUAAGAAGCUCUAUAAUCUCUUCCUGAAAAUUGAUGCUACUCAGGUUGAAGUGAAUCCCUUUGGUGAAACUCCAGAAGGACAAGUUGUGUGUUUUGAUGCCAAGAUAAAUUUUGAUGAUAAUGCAGAAUUUAGACAAAAAGACAUAUUUGCCAUGGAUGACAAAUCAGAAAAUGAGCCUAUUGAGAAUGAAGCUGCCAAAUAUGACCUGAAGUACAUUGGUCUGGAUGGAAACAUUGCCUGCUUUGUGAAUGGUGCUGGGCUCGCCAUGGCAACCUGUGACAUCAUCUCUCUUAAUGGUGGGAAGCCAGCCAACUUCCUUGAUCUUGGAGGUGGAGUAAAGGAGUCCCAGGUGUAUCAAGCAUUUAAACUGCUCACUGCAGAUCCUAAGGUUGAAGCCAUCCUGGUCAAUAUUUUUGGUGGAAUUGUAAACUGUGCUAUCAUUGCCAAUGGCAUUACCCGGGCCUGCCGAGAGCUUGAACUAAAGGUACCCCUAGUGGUGAGGCUUGAAGGGACCAAUGUUCAAGAAGCUCAGAAUAUCUUGAGUAACAGUGGCCUUCCCAUUACUUCUGCCAGUGACUUGGAAGAUGCUGCCAAGAAGGCUGUGGCCUGCGUUGCACCAAAGUGAUGACUUUCUCCUGCUCCCUUGAGGAAAAGAAAUGGCAGUCACCAAAAAGUGACCCACUUCAUUGAGUUUGAGAAAAUGGUUUGGGGUAUUAUUGAAUGUGUACCUUCUAAAAAGAGAGAGGAGGAAAUAAUGUUUAUGAAUCUUAAAUUAAUACUUUUUUGGAUAGGAAAUUCUGGGAGCUUAAAUACUUUCAAUUUUACUUAGAAUUUUUCUUUGAAAUGAGUUAUAUUCUGUUUCUCUUUUAUCUCCCAAGAAGUGAGCAGUAUCUCGCUGACUAGCCAGAGUCAUCUUUUUUUUUUCUCCAUAUGGAGAAAGAUAGGAGAUGUAGUGAAGAAUUUGAAUUUGGUCCAAACUCAUUUCAGAGAUAAUUAGUCCAGUAAAAUAAAUAAAAGUCACGGACUUUAGGGUCUUUCCUUAUCAAAUUCCAAUAUGGUCCUAUUUAAAGUAGAAAUCUCAAUCAUGCUUAUUAACAAAAGGGCAUAGCUAAGAUAUCCAAAUUCAUCUCUCUUCCUUUUCAGAAGGUCUUUUUUAUACAAGAUUGGUAAUUUUCAUACACGUUAUAUACUCAAAGAUGUUUUCAUUCUUAAUUUUUCCCACAGAAAAAAACACACUGAUAUCACACAUGCCUUAACAUAAAUUAUGCUGUUUACCUCAUACUAAUGAGAAAACCUAAAGCCUUAAAGUCACCUAGUUUUCAUAUGCAAAAUAAUAAUUUCUGAUUCUGGUGAAAAAUCAUUUUGUUAACUGCUUUCCAAGAGUGACUGAGUGAUGGAUCAUGGUAGUUUAUAUGUGUAAUUUACAAAUGCUCUCAACUUACAAUGAAAUAAAGAAGAGACACAAAGAGUGUAUCUUUUCUCGUAGUUCUGUCCAUUUAUGUGGGGGAGGGAUUUGAAUUGGGAGUUCUUUGAAAUUUUGGUAAAAAUAAGUUUUUAUCUAUUUCCAAAUUUAAAUAAAAGCCUCUGUUCUGUGAAUCUUA
This is a messenger RNA of Trichosurus vulpecula (common brushtail), 2323 nucleotides long. It is a transcript of the gene SUCLG2, whose product is annotated as succinate-CoA ligase GDP-forming subunit beta. The record is from RefSeq and is a predicted model, not a curated record. Gene Ontology annotation, cellular component: succinate-CoA ligase complex; mitochondrion. Gene Ontology annotation, biological process: tricarboxylic acid cycle; succinyl-CoA metabolic process. NCBI's taxonomy places the organism in Eukaryota, Metazoa, Chordata, Mammalia, Diprotodontia, Phalangeridae. The transcript is spliced from 11 exons. Bases 46 to 1347 code for a protein of 433 amino acids. Gene Ontology annotation, molecular function: ATP binding; succinate-CoA ligase (GDP-forming) activity.